Molecule: messenger RNA, 1641 nt
Organism: Helobdella robusta
Lineage: Eukaryota; Metazoa; Annelida; Clitellata; Rhynchobdellida; Glossiphoniidae
Exons: 2
Coding region: 1-1641 (546 amino acids)
Source: RefSeq, a predicted model, not a curated record
AUGUCUCUUAGUCAGGCAACGGGCUCAGGUCUUACCCGUUACCAUGUUUGCAAUAUGCAUUUUCGUACCCGCCCAGAUGGGGCACUUAUGCGUCAUGGGGGAAAAGUUAAGGGUUCUGAGUGUCCCGGCUCUCUCGCCAGGCCUCCGGUGGUGCUAAAACGUAUGUUUUUGGGAAAUGCUGGUAAUCUUUCUAUAAAAAAAAAUCAUGUUGUGCUUGCCCCAAAAUGCGACAUGGCGGAUGAAUUUUUUUCUAGAUCUGCCAAUUUUUGUUUGCAUGAUCAUCUUCCCAAGCAGUGCAGACCCAAAUUUAGUCAGGUGUUGGCCAAGGUUUUGAAAGAAAUUAUCGAAAAACCUCUUUCGCCUCCAAGUUGGUAUAAGCUGUUGUUUCUGCCCUCAAUGGUUCUGAGGAGGAGUCCUCGAGGGGGUAAACGUCACAACCCAACAGGUGUUAUUACCCAGAGAUUGGAUGCAUUCGGCGGUUGUUCGGUGGAGAGAAUGGUGGAAUCCUUGGAGCCUGUUGUUAAGUAUAGCAAAAAAGUUUCAGCCGAAGCUAAAAUGAUUUUAUCCGUUAGAUCCAAGAUUGAAAAAGGAAACAUUCGAAACGCGCUACAGCUAUUGUCUUCAACAGAUUCAGUUGUACCGGUUACGGAAGAAACCAUAGGUUCCCUAAGGGAGAAACAUCCAAACGCUCCCUCAAACAGAAAGGAAUGUCUACCCAAAGAGGCUUCAAGCUUAACGGUUAAUUCACAACAGGUGCUGCACUGUUUAAAGUCUUUUCCUAAGGGAACUUCUGGCGGCAGAGAUGGUCUCACGCCUGUACAUCUAAGAGAUGUUACGUCUUCAAAAGCAGACUCUUCUGAUCUAGUGAAUUUGAUUGCCUCAUUUGUCAAUCUGAUUCUAAGCGAGAACUGUCCGCCAGAGGCUCUUUCCUAUUUUCUUGCAAUAAACGUAAUAUUUUCUGGAGUGAAAAAUUGGAAAAAUUUAAGUUUAUUAUGUUCUCAAAAAGAGUGGAACGCUCCAUUUAUCAGCAGCUCAGUUGCUAAGCUGCUGGAUUUGAACCAAUCAAAUUUUGAUAAAACCAGGAUAAUGGCUGUAAAAAGUGAGUUGGGAUCAUCUUGGUUGAAGGCGGUCCCAAAUUCCGCCUGUGGUACCAGGCUGGACGACUCUUGUGUUCGUGUCAUUUUGGGACUGAGACUCAGUUUACCCAUUUUAACCGAGUAUGUUUGUUUAUGUGGAGCCAAUGUUGAACCCCUGGGCUACCAUGGUCUUUCGUGUCGAUUGGGCCCUGGUAGACAGGCUCGACACUCGGCCAUGAACGACUUUUUGGUCAGGUGCUUUCAGAGGGCAAACAUACCCACAAUUAAAGAACCCACGAAUCUUAUGGAGAAAGGUAGCCUCAGGCCCGAUGGAUAUACUAUUUCACCAUGGGCGCAGGGACGUUCCCUUGCUUGGGAUGUUACGUUCCCUCACACCAUGGCUGAAAGGUACAUUAAUUGUACCUCACAGGAGGCGGGUGCCGCUGCCUUAAGAGCCGCAGACUUUAAAAAUUCAAAAUAUGCGGCUCUUGCAGAAAGCAAAAUUUUUCAGCCAGUCUGCAUUGAGACCUUUUGUCCAACCGAUGCUAGACUCAGAGUUUUCUGA